AUGCCAAGAAAGGCAGUCAAGUUGUUCGCUAUCAAUCAUGGCAGUGUUCUCGGAAAAGUACACCGGGGGAUUGCAACGGGUGCCGACAUAUACGAUGAAAUCUUUUGGCUUGACUUCCGAUGGCACAUGAUACUCCCAACUGUGCUACUGUUGUUAGUGGCCGCAAAUUGCUACCGUCUUUCACAAAAAGAGAAUGAACUCUUGCAGAAAAGCUGCGGUGUGGCCAAGUUGGAUGCAGAUUUGGAAUUUGCACUGGAUCCCUAA
Molecule: messenger RNA, 264 nt
Organism: Cooperia oncophora
Lineage: Eukaryota; Metazoa; Nematoda; Chromadorea; Rhabditida; Trichostrongylidae
Source: the annotation of a GenBank genome assembly